Eleginops maclovinus (Patagonian blennie) is the source of this 4424-nucleotide messenger RNA. Its product is annotated as teashirt homolog 2. Gene Ontology annotation, molecular function: DNA-binding transcription factor activity, RNA polymerase II-specific; DNA binding. The coding region runs from base 637 to 3708 and encodes 1023 amino acids. Gene Ontology annotation, biological process: regulation of transcription by RNA polymerase II. The record is from RefSeq and is a predicted model, not a curated record. NCBI's taxonomy places the organism in Eukaryota, Metazoa, Chordata, Actinopteri, Perciformes, Eleginopidae. Gene Ontology annotation, cellular component: nucleus. The transcript is spliced from 2 exons.
AGGAUCUAAAAGCAGAAAAAAGGGCUGCAUGAAAAGGCACCGAGUGAUAGGAAGCAGCAGCAGCAGCAGCACAGCCUCUUUUCCCUGGCCUCUGUUCCUUUAAUAAACUCAUGGUUAUCUAGUGUAACAAAUGUCUCGCUGCCAUCAUCAAGUCCAGGCGAGGAGGGAGGAGUUUUUAAUGUUCAGUUUGUUCUAUGGAUCGAUGUCUGCUGGCAUCGCCUCUCCCCUUUGCCUGCACCGUGCGUAAUACACCGUACCAUUACCAAACGCUUUUUACGCGCAUUCCCUGCACAUAUUAUCCAGCGAAACUGCCCGCGGGACAGACUGACACGCGCCGAUCAACGUAUGUGGCACUGAUGGACGAAAACGGAUGGUGAAAGGAGACGAUUCGCCCCCCGUAGGAGGAGGAAGAAGAAGAAGGUGAAAGAAGCCCGGCUUUGAACAUCUGUUUCCCCCUUCAAGACGAUUCCCGAGCUGGAUUUCUGUUCAUAGUGAGAGAGACUGAACUACUCCGAGAGCCAAAAUAAAGACUCACUCACACAAACACUCUCUCUCUUUCUCUCUCUCUAUGCAUGGACUAUCGUAGCCCGCAUUCAGAUUUCACCUGGGCACAGUAGUGAACUGCGACUCCAAAAAAUGCCACGGAGGAAACAGCAGGCGCCCAAACGGGCUGCGGUGUACGAAGAUGGUGUUCUUCAGGAUCCCGUCACUGAGGAAGAGGGCGAGAACGACACUCAAACUGAAGAGGAAUGCUCAGAGAAGGCCAGCCCCAAAGUGUCCGAGGACAAAGAGCUGGACAGCAAGAGCAACAACACUUUUAGCAACCAGAACUCACCCAUUAGUGUCCUUUCCAAUCAAGAAGCCGAGUUAGAGUCACGCCUUAGCGACACCAGUGACAGACUCUCAGACUUCAAAACCUCCUCGCCACCUGAGAGCGAGAAGGAUGACAAAAGUCGCACCUCCAAGCAUAAAGAGGAGACGGGCGGCAGCUUGGAGAAGAUGAGGGCGGCUUAUGCGAACUUUCUUUCUGAUUCUUACUGGACGGGGAUAGGGAUGGACUUAAAAAUUGGCAAAAACGCCAGCAGAGCCAACUGUGACAGCACCAACGGAAGCACCAAGACAGAGUUUGACUGGCACCAGGAUGCACUCUCUAAGACCCUGCUGCAGACAGACUCCCCAAAACCCACAUCCAAACCUAACCUCUUCAGCUCCGUCCACCUGUACAGGCAAACCACUAAACCCUGCGGCUCGGUGUUCACGGGAGCCAGCCGAUUUCGCUGUAAGGAUUGUAGCGCGGCCUAUGACACUCUUGUAGAGCUGACGGUCCACAUGAGCAAGAGUGGACACUACCAGGACAACAACCACGGCAAACAGAGUCAUUCCUCCGGUUCGUCCUCUAAAUCCAAGAAACGAAACUUGCAAGACAUGGAAGGAAAAGAGGAUGCGCAAAAAGUUUUGAAGUGCAUGUUCUGCGGCCACUCUUUUGAGUCACUCCAAGAUUUGAGCGUCCAUAUGAUUAAAACCAAGCAUUACCAAAAAGUGCCUUUAAAGGAGCCAAUCCCAGUUCUCACACCCAAAUUAUUGCCGCCUUCAAAGAAACGGGCCUUUGACACGGUGAGACCUUGCUCCCCUGACUCCACGACUGGUUUAUCUGGCUACACCGAGGCACAACGGGCCGCAGCCAUUUCAAAUGCUAACAAUAAUCGCUACGGAUAUCAGAACGGAGCGAGUUACACCUGGCAGUUUGAGACGUGCAAGUCUCAAAUCCUCAAAUGCAUGGAGUGUGGAAGCUCCCAUGACACCCUUCAGCAACUCACCACGCAUAUGAUGGUUACUGGACACUUCAUCAAAGUCACAAACUCAGCCUCUAAAAAGGGUAAACAGUUGACCCUUGACCCCUUGGCCAUUGAAAAGAUCCAGGGUUUAGCUGAGCCUGCUGUAGGUGACACCGAGGGAGAAAAGGUGCCCCCGAAAACUCCUUCCCCCGGGGGUGUUGAGAAAGAUGGCCAGGGGGAAGGUACAUCAGAGAAAAUGGAAGAAACUGAAACUAAAGAUGACAAGCAAGAGAGUGAGGAUCAGAAGGCAGCCAAUGGGGCUUUUAAGUACCCUUAUCUCCGUGAGGAGGAUCUUGAACAGGACUCUGGGGGAGGAGGGGACAUUCUCAAAUCUUUAGCCAACACAGUGGCCUCUGCCAUCAAUAAAGCUCAAACAGGGACACCGAGCUGGAGUGCCUACCCGAGUAUUCACGCUGCCUAUCAGCUCUCUGGCCUCAUCAAAAGCUCGCCUCUCUCUGCAUCCCCCCCUACUCAGCUAAAGCAGACAUUUAACCACAAGCUGAGACCGAUUGCCCCCAAGGGGAAGUCAUACCACGGCGCUGCGGGAGUUGAGGCUCCCCAGGGACUGCAUCAAAAUGUGGACAUCAAAAAAGAAAAGGUUGGCAUUAGUGAUGGUAAAGAAAGUCAAAAUAGUAAGUUUGAUCUGUUGGAGAAUGAUGACAGCGAUUGUCAGGAUGAUUCCUCUUCCUCUUCAAAGCUUGAUGCAGACUGUAUGAAUGAAGGGAGUGAUGCGAUCAAAGGGAAGAUGAGCCCAGAUUUCUCUGACAGAGGCAAGACACCGAGCCCCUCUGCCAGCAAUGGACGCAGCACUACUUCAGAGCCUCUCAGUGACACUCCAUCUCUGCUCGGCAUAAACCCUCUUAGUGCCCUGCAGUCUGUUCUGAACAAUCAUCUGGGCAAAGCAAAUAAGCCCCAUAACUCGAGACUAGAUAAACUCACAGCUCACACCCAGUCUAUUUUUGCUGACCUCAACCGUAGCAGCGAGAAGCAAGCUUUAAUGCUUGGAAAUGCGAUAAGAAAAAGGUCUGAUAACCCCUUUCUAUUUGUCAGUGACGACCAACCAAUAGACCUGACAAAGUCUAAACAAAGCAAGUCAAGUUCCUCCGUACUCCAGCCCUCCACCCCGAUGCCACAGAAAUACGCUCUGUCUGACAUCGCAGAUAUGGUGAAAGUUCUUCCAAAAGCCACAACGCCAAAGUCCUCCAUACCGUCACGGAUCCCGUCGAUGAAACUGGAGUCGGACGUCAGGCGCUUUGAGGACGUGUCGGCCGAGGUGUACUCCGUCCACAAGCGUAAAGGUAGGCAGUCAAACUGGAACCCUCGGCAUCUUCUCAUCCUGCAAGCUCAGUUCGCCUCCAGCCUCUUCCAGACCUCCGAGGGGAAAUACUUACUCGCAGACCUUGGCCCUCAGGAACGGAUGCACAUCUCCAAGUUCACCGGAUUGUCCAUGACCACCAUAAGCCACUGGUUAGCAAAUGUAAAAUACCAACUGCGGAAAACUGGAGGGACCAAGUUUCUGAAGAACAUGGACACCGGUUACCCCAUCUUCUACUGCAAUGACUGCGCCUCCCAGUUUAGGUCACCGAACGGAUUCAUUUCCCAUCUGGAAUCCCAUCUCGGGUUCCAAAUCAAAGACAUGUGCAACAUGCCGGUAGAGCACCAGACGAAGGUGGAGGAGCCAGAACUGUCCAAGGCCCUCAGUGUCAGGGCCUCAGAGGCUCUGGUCACAGACGAAGACAUUGACUCAAAGUUCAGAUGUAAGCUCUGCUGUCGGACAUUUGCGAGCAAUCACGCAGUCAAACUCCAUUUGAGUAAAACUCACAGCAAAUCCCCCGACAACCAUUCACAAUUUGUGGAAAUGGACAAGGAGUAGUUUUUCAUAUUAUUGUCACUUUUAUUUUAUUUUUCUUACUUUUUUUAUUUAAUACACUGGUCAGAUAUUUCAACCAUUUUUCAAUUAGCGUUGUGUAGUGUGCAUCAUUAUGACGUUUUGAACAUUUCAUGGAGUACAGCGAAGACACACUGGUUAGAAAUUGUAUAAGGUUAAUAACUAAGAGAUACUUUUGCACCCUGCUCAAACGCAUCACCAGUAAUGAAACGUAUUACUGCUUGAAGAAACAUAAUUGCUGAUGUUUGCAUGCAAUAGCCCCGGCUAUGACUACUAUUUAUUUGUAUGAUAUGUCAAGUUUCAAUUGUAUUUCAGAGACAAAAAUAAUUAACUAAUUGUACUUUACAACUUCUGUGAUACAGUACACCUGCAUCAACGUGCAGCUGUUUGAACAGGUAGCCCGACACAUGAUAACACACACGCAGAACUGUACAGUGUAUUGCUAUGUAAAGAUGUUUUGUGUUGAAAUGAUAGGAAAAAAAAGCACUUUAAUAAAUGUUUAAUCACCAGUUUAGACUCGGAUUCUGUACAUGACUCAAAGAUAAUUAGACCGUUUGGAGAUAAGGAUAUUUCACAUGUAAAUAUAUUUUAGGAGAAUAAAAAAGAACAGUGUGUUUCAUGCAACAAGGAUAACAGCAAGACAGAUGAUACCUGUGAUACCUGCACCUUUUUUUACUUAUUCAAAUAAAGAGUUAACAUUU